AUGGCGUCGGCGACGUUCCUGGAGGUGCUCCUCGCCAUCUUCCUCCCGCCGGUCGGCAUCUUCCUGCGCUACGGCUGCGGCGUGGAGUUCUGGAUCGACCUCUUGCUGACCAUACUGGGGUACAUUCCGGGGAUCAUCUACGCGGUGUACGUGCUGGUGGCUUAA
Messenger RNA from Miscanthus lutarioriparius, 165 nucleotides. NCBI's taxonomy places the organism in Eukaryota, Viridiplantae, Streptophyta, Magnoliopsida, Poales, Poaceae. The record is from the annotation of a GenBank genome assembly.